Manacus vitellinus (golden-collared manakin) is the source of this 4589-nucleotide messenger RNA. RefSeq names its product leucine-rich repeat flightless-interacting protein 1. Bases 60 to 3200 code for a protein of 1046 amino acids. Gene Ontology annotation, molecular function: DNA-binding transcription factor activity, RNA polymerase II-specific; RNA polymerase II cis-regulatory region sequence-specific DNA binding. Lineage: Eukaryota; Metazoa; Chordata; Aves; Passeriformes; Pipridae. Gene Ontology annotation, biological process: regulation of transcription by RNA polymerase II. The record is from RefSeq and is a predicted model, not a curated record. The transcript is spliced from 16 exons.
AUCAAGUCCAGAAGAAAUAUUAUGGUCUGGAUACUAAGUGGGGAGACAUCGAGCAAUGGAUGGAAGACAGUGAGCGUUAUUCCCGUAGAGCCCGAAGAUAUGCCUCGGCUUCGGAUGAAGAUGAGCGCAUGUCAGUGGGUAGCCGUGGAAGCCUGAGGUCUCAUUUGGAAUAUGCCAGCACCUACCCAGUGGCUGGAUUAGAGAAUGAGAGGACCAAAAAGAAGAACUACUCCAAAGCAACCAAUGGUUAUGAGGAAGACGUGUAUGGAUCAUCCCAGAGUAGAAAAUCUAGCAGGGCUUCGUACUACUCUGAUCUGGGUCUGCACAACAGCGGCUACGCUUCCACAUCUCAGCUUCCUUCUCAAAAUGGAAAUUGGGCGUCUGUGUACGAGGAGAGCGCUUACAGCGGGAGCCGUCGGUAUAGUGCCCCUAGUUCUCGUGCUCCUUCCGAGUACAGCUGCUACCUUGGUUCGGGAUCUCGGGCAUCCUCAAGAGCCAGCUCUGCUCGGGCCAGUCCAGUGAUAGAAGAAAGGCCAGAAAAAGACUUUGAGAAGGGAGCACGUACUGUCUCAAGUUUAUCAGCAGCUACCUUGGCUUCUCUGGGCGGGACUUCUUCACGGAGAGGCAGUGGGGACACAUCCAUCUCAGUCGAUACAGAGGCAUCCAUUAGAGAAAUCAAGGACUCUCUAGCUGAAGUUGAAGAGAAAUACAAAAAGGCUAUGGUGUCAAAUGCUCAACUAGACAAUGAAAAAACCAAUUUUAUGUACCAAGUAGACACCCUGAAGGAUGCACUCCUAGAGUUAGAAGAACAGCUGGCAGAAUCCAGGAGGCAAUAUGAAGAAAAAAGUAAAGAAUUUGAGAGGGAGAAGCAUGCUCAUAGCAUAUUGCAGUUUCAGUUCAUGGAAAUCAAAGAGGCUUUGAAGCAAAGGGAAGAAAUGCUUGCAAAACAUGGAAUAAUCCCUGACUCUGAUGUAGCCACCAAUGGGGAGACAUCAGACAUUCUUGAUAACGAAGGACACCUGGAUUCUUCCAGAACCGUUCCAGGCACAACUCAGGCAUUAAAGACAGGAGGGGAGGGGAUGCUAGGCAAAGCCAAUGAAGUGGAGAUGAAAAAUGAGAUUUUGGAGGAUGUGGGGAAAAGAGAAAUCAUGCAGAAUACUGAGCAUGAGGAACACAAAGAGGAGUCUGAGGAGCAGGAAGUACAGACAUUGCAUGCUGCUGAAAAUGCAAAGGCAGAAAAAAUGGUUGAAGAACGUGACGCCCUGUCAACAGUGAUGCUCCCAGACAGUAGGUUUGCAGAGCAAGCUCAAAGCCUUACAGAACCUGUGUCAGAGAGCACUUCUUCCAACAAUGGUAGUGACACAGAUGAUCUGAGAAAGGUGACAGAGCCCACAGGCACGCUGGCCCAGCAGCCUGAUAGUACGGAGGCUGAACACCGUGACUCGAGCGCAGGGACAGACGAGAACUCGGAGGUGGGCUCUCUGCAAGGCCAUCAGAUUUCUGAGACUUCUCAGGAAAUGCUUUAUGACUUAGGUACAGAGCAGGAACUGGGAGAAGCUGCACCCAAGCAGGAAGAACAAGAGGAUCUUAAAACUAGCCAUGACCUAAGUGAUAAUGAAAUGGGUCAAGAAGCCAACAGUACAAGUGAGAGCAGUGAGCUGGUUUUUAACCAGGCAGGGCUACCAGAGGGUGCAGUGGGAGGCUUGCUUAGGGAAGAGGGAAAUGUGGAGAGUUCCACUCCAGAGGAACUCCAGCACUCAGAAGAAAGUGCUGAAAACAAGGUUACAAAUGUCUUGGAGGAAAAGUUUGUUGAAAGCAAAGACUGCACCGAUGGAAGAACUGAUGAAACAGGAGGGGAUAGAGCUGAAGAAGGAAAUGAGGUUGGGAACGCAGUUGAGGGUCAGCCAAGGGAAACUGAGUCUGUGGGUGUGGAGGGGAUGGGGUCCUGUGAAAGGAGUGUCCCAGCAGAAUCACUUGAAAAGGAAUGUGGAGGACAUCAGGCAUUCACCCAGCCAGUUUCAUCAGAGGACAGUCCUUCAACAUCAUCAGAGGAACAAAGUACACAAGAUAAAACUGAACUUGAAAAUGCUACAGCUGAGAAGGACAGACAGGAGGAAGAAUCUAUGGAAGAGCUGAAGAAGUGUUCAGGUUCUGCAGAAACAGGGGAGCAAGAUAAGGCAUCUGUGGAGGCAGAGGGCUGUAUUCCUGAGGUAGAAGGAAGUGUGCUGCAGCAGGCACAGCCAGGCACUGAUGUUGUGAAAGAGGUGAUGGCUCAGGAAACCAGUUUAGACCCAAGUCUUUCAGAUGAUAAAAUUAAGGAGUCAGAAUUGGAAACAGGGGAUGAAUCUGAGAAAGGAAAGGAAAGUAGGACAGAAUGGGUAGAAGACUUAAAGCCAGAGGUAGAAGUUCAAACAGUUCAGUGUAGUGAAGAAACAGCAGGUAGUACAGAAGCAGAGAAAAAUAUUCCUUUAGAAGGUGAAGUGCAGAAGGUGGUCAAACAAGAGAAAGAUGAAUCUAAAGAGGAGUCAAGUGUAGGUGUUAGUGUAACUACUGAAAACAAAGCUGAUAAAGAAACACUGAAAGAAAAUGAGCAAGAAUUAGAGCUUACAGACCACCAUGGUGAGGAACUUGCUUCUGAGGAAUGUGCAAAUAAUUCCCUGGCACAGAAAGCUGAGCAGGAUGAAGAAGUUAGUGAACAAGUUAAAUUGGAGGAUCAAGCAGAGGAAAGCCUGGAAGAUGAUGGCGAUGCAUUUGAUUUUGAUGAAGAGUCAAAUCAAAUACUAGAAUCUGAUGAAAAUUGUGAUGGAGAGAAAACUCAAGCAGAGAAAGAAGAGGGUGAUGGAGCAAAUGAUGCUGUUGGAAAAACUGCCCACACAGACAAAGCUGGAGGGGGAACAGACCAAAUGGGAACCAAAGAUGCCUUGACCAAAGACGACAGCUUGCAGCAUAAACAAGAUGAGCCUGAAGAAACAGGGUGCUUGCAAGGGGAAGCAUUGUGGAAUGCUGAUGAGAAGGCUGAUGUGAUGGAAGAUGAAAUCAAAGCAUCAGAUUCUAAUUCAGUGGAAAAAAUGAAACAGGGUGAAAGUGUUUUGGAACAAGAUUUGGAAAGUGCUGUCAUUAACAGGGCUGAAAGCAAGGAGGAUUUGCAGGGUAGUAGAAAAGGUAGAGGUAGAUCCAGAGAUGACUGUACAAUAUCCUAAGUUCAGGAUCUCAAACCUGAACAAGUUACAUGCCAUGUGACCAGUCCCAGGACAGAAACAUGCACUUUGCACAAGACACCAGACCCUAGGAAUACUCUUACAGCUUUUUCCUUAUAGGUAACUCAUCCUAAUGCAAUGUAUGUACGUGGUAGUGAUGCAAGUAUUAAGUUAUUCGCUGACAUACCUGGCCACAAGAAGUCAUGAGUGGGCUUUGUUUUGCUGUGUCUCAGGUUAAAAGUUUUAUCACUAGAUGAGCUUCACAAAUUGACCAUGCAGACUAUCAUACCUCUAGUGUGGAUAACUGCUACUGAGGAAUUUCUGUAGGCAUUUUUUUAUUCUAGGCUAGAUGUCAGAUGUCCUGAAUGUACAUAUGUGCAUGGGACCUUUGUGAACUUAUGCACAUGCUUACUUCUGCUUAGAUCUGCAGUAAGUACAUUAACACUUCAUGAAGGAACUCAUCAGAUCAACCACACUGAUGUUGAAACUUCUUUCAGAAUGAUAAAAAUCUAUGAACUAAUCUUAUUUUUUUAAUAUGGAAAAAAAAAGAUAUUUUCAUUCCACUUUGUGUAUUUCUAAUAUGGUCACAUUCCAAAAUACAGUAGGAUCACUGUGAAUCUGCUUAGUCUAAGCACUUUGGAAGAACAAUAUACAGUUUGAAGAAAGUGCAACAUACAGGUCUUAGUUUGCUGAAAGGAAAAAAUAUAUACAUGUUUACUUCAUCUAGGCACUUUGCACCACAAUAGGCCUUUCACACCAUGUCUCACAUGGGUUUUUUUAUUUUUUCCAGAGAAAGUGUCAAUACACACUGUAAUGUGUGCUUAGGUCUGCUCUUAAGUACUGUCUAGAUAUGAAUGUAUGAAAUAUCUAUUUUUCCAAGAAGAUUUUUGUCUAAAAUUGCAUUUGCUUUUACUGCAUUAUAUUUUUUGCUAACUAUGAUUCUGAAAGAAUGUUUUUAUCUCUGAAACAAUCUUACCUCCUCCGUUCUGGAAAGAAGAUAAGUUUGCAUGUCUUAACUCUUAUUGGGUAUCAGACCAAAGAUGACUGUUGUUCUGUGUACUAGCCCCCGUGCUUUUUGGAAAAGCUGGAUUGCUUUGAAUUCCUGGCAUAAAAUUAGACACUUGGACUCCAUUGCUGUAUUUUUUUCUUGCAUCUUUGCUAGUGCUUGGGAGGAAGAGCAUGUUUUGCAUACAUAAAUAUUCAUUUAAAGUUGUUUUAAGCAAUGAGCGUCACAAGAAAAUGCAAAUUGAGGGGGGUGGGGGCUAUGGAAGGCUGUGUUUGUAUUGAUGUUACAAAGCUGAUAGAGUACAGACAGAAUGCAAAAUUUCAAGAUGUAUAUCGAAAUGUGCUGCUGUAUAUAAUUUAAAUAAACAUAUUUUAUACUCUAAAUUA